This is a messenger RNA of Phyllostomus discolor (pale spear-nosed bat), 2173 nucleotides long. RefSeq names its product epoxide hydrolase 2 (gene EPHX2). The transcript is spliced from 13 exons. NCBI's taxonomy places the organism in Eukaryota, Metazoa, Chordata, Mammalia, Chiroptera, Phyllostomidae. Gene Ontology annotation, molecular function: magnesium ion binding; lipid phosphatase activity. Gene Ontology annotation, biological process: phospholipid dephosphorylation; cholesterol homeostasis. Gene Ontology annotation, cellular component: peroxisome. The coding region runs from base 86 to 1516 and encodes 476 amino acids. The record is from RefSeq and is a predicted model, not a curated record.
CUAGUUCUGGGAGUGCUCCUUUGGCAGCCCCAGUCCAGCCUCAGAGCGCUUCGUGCCCUGAGCUUUGGCGGAGGCUCAGGCCACCAUGGCGUUGCGUGCGGUCGUGUUCGACUUGGACGGGGUCCUGGCGCAGCCAUCGGUCGCCGGAGCCCUUGACCGCACCGAGGAAGAGUUGGCACUGCCCAGAGGCUUUCUGAAUGGAGUUUUCCAGAAAGGAGAGUCGGAUGGUUCCAUUGACCGUGUCAUGAGGGGAGAGAUCACGUUUUCCCAGUGGAUGUCACUCACAGAAGAAGACUGCAGGAAACACUCCAAGGAUUCUGGAAUUGCCCUCCCUGAGAAUUUCUCCAUAACUCAAGUCUUUCAAAAGGCGAUUUCAAAAAGGAAGAUCAACCACCCCAUGCUCCAGGCAGCCCUCACUCUCAGGAAGAAGGGAUUGACAACCUGCAUCCUCACCAACAACUGGCUGGAUGACAGCACCCAGAGAAGCUGCUGGGCCCAGCUGAUGUGUGAACUGAAGACACACUUUGACCUGCUGAUAGAGUCAUGUCGGAUCGGAAUGGCCAAGCCUGAUCCUCAGAUCUACAAGUUUGUGCUGGACACCUUGAAGGCCAGCCCCAAUGAGGUUGUUUGGUUGGAUGACAUGGGGGCUAAUCUGAAGCCAGCCCGUAAUUUAGGAAUGGUCACCAUCCUCGUUCGAGACAGCCACGUCGCCCUGCAAGAACUGGAGAAAGUAACUGGGAUACAGCUUCUCGAAGCAGCGGCCCCUCCCCCAGCCCUGUGCCACCCAAGUGAUGUGAGCCAUGGGUACGUGCCGAUAAAGCCCGGGGUGCACCUGCACUUUGUAGAGAUGGGCUCCGGCCCUGCCGUGUGCCUCUGCCAUGGAUUUCCUGAGAGCUGGUUCUCUUGGAAGUACCAGAUUCCUGCUCUGGCCCAGGCAGGUUUCCGGGUACUGGCUGUGGACCUGAAAGGCUAUGGAGAGUCGUCCGCUCCUCCUGAAAUAGAAGAAUAUUCCUUGGAAGUGUUAUGCAAGGAUAUGGUAACCUUCCUGGAUAAGUUGGGCAUCCUUCAGGCGGUGUUCAUCGGCCACGACUGGGGAGGCAUGCUGGUGUGGAGCAUGGCUCUCUUCUACCCUGAGAGAGUGAGGGCCGUGGCAAGUUUGAAUACUCCCUUCAUGCCGGCAAACCCCAACAUGCACCCGAUGGAGAAAAUCAAAGCCAGCCCUGUUUUUGAGUACCAGCUCUAUUUCCAAGAACCGGGAGUGGCAGAGCCUAAAAGCCCUGUAGGGACCUCUGGUGUGCUUUGGAGACGUGGGGCAUUUCUAGGCGUCACCCGAUGUGCCACAAAACCCAAGAUGCCCCUUGGAGCUCAGGUGACGUGUGUGCUGGGGUAUCACGUGUCACUGGGAUUCACCGGGAGCAGCAUCAGAAGUCAGUGUCACUGGCUUGCCCCGUGGCUGACCUCAGCUGUGGUGCACCUGUGGUGCAUUCAUUUGUGGGCUCUGGACCCCAAUGUCUAGCUACAUCUGGGUAAUUCAGAAAGGAUAAAAGCUUUCAUUAACACUCUAAAGAGAGAAGAGUGGAUUAAAUUAAUUAAUGAAGAUCACAAGAGCAUUGCUUGAAGGUGGUACAUUUCCAGCGAGGGUCACAACACCCCAGUUCUGAUUGGGCAAGUAACUUUUCUCUAAGAACAACCUUAUUAGAUAAGAUGGUGCCUCAAAAGAGGAAGUUUUUGAUUCCAGCAAUAACCUGACUCACUGAGAAGGACACCAGAAGCCUCCAACAACAAACAUCGUGAAAAGAGACUCCAUGAAUCACAUCCUCCUUUGCAGCCCGUGCCCGUCCAGGCCACAGCCCAGAGCGUGGGAAGAGUGAGCGUCCUUCAGCUCGAAUUGAAUCAAAAUGGCUUGAAUUAGUUUGAAGCAGUCUUGGUCUUGAAGGAUGGAUAUGAUUAAACAGUAUGUUAGUCAGUUAGGGCCGCCGUAACGAAGUACCACGGACUGGGGGCUUAAACAACAACGUGGAUGAUCUCGCAGUUCUGGAGACCGGAAGUCAGAGAUCAAGGUGUCUGCUGGCUGGUUCUAAAGUCUGUCUGCUUUGUCUGUAGAUGGUCCCCUCUUUGAACUGUCCUCACAUGGCACUUCCUCGUGCCUGUCCAUCCAUAUUUCCUCUUCUUU